Messenger RNA from Rhincodon typus (whale shark), 6556 nucleotides. RefSeq names its product fibronectin type III domain containing 3A (gene fndc3a). The record is from RefSeq and is a predicted model, not a curated record. Bases 83 to 3160 code for a protein of 1025 amino acids. Gene Ontology annotation, molecular function: protein binding. NCBI's taxonomy places the organism in Eukaryota, Metazoa, Chordata, Chondrichthyes, Orectolobiformes, Rhincodontidae. The transcript has 24 exons.
CAUAGAGAGCUGCUCAUAUACAUAAUCAUCACUCGUUAGUGCCGCAUUUCCUGGGUUUUGUUUACAGUGGACUUACAAAAAAAUGGAUGGUCCUGCUCAGGUUCCAAUGGUGUCUCCUAAUGGUUCAGUGCCUCCUAUUUAUGUGCCUCCAGGAUAUGUGUCACAGGUCAUUGAAGAAAAUGGCGUUCGAAGGGUGCUGGUGUUACCUCAACAGCCAGAAUUUCAUCCUGGCAGUCAUCCACCAAUACAUCCUCAUCCUUAUAUGCCUCCAUUUCUUCCUCCACCUGUCCUACCACAUCAUCAAAUGUACUCUACGGGACCAGGAGAUGCUGCAGCACCAUAUGUUGCACAGCAUCAUCCUCAGCAUUCAUAUGCAGAGCAAGAAUCUCAUCCCUCUCAUGGGAGGUCCAACUUUAUCCACAGAGAUGAAAGGACUAGCAAAGCUUAUGAGCGUUUACAAAAGAAACUGAAAGAUCGACAAGCUAAUGGAUCGAAAGAUAAGAUGAACAGCCCACCAUCCUCUCCCCAUAAGUCUCCCACCAGUGAAGAAAAUGAAGAGGAAGAUCCAGACACCAAAGCUUUUGAAGCAUACCUGUCAAGUGUUGGCAAACCUGUGGUAUCCGACAUCCAGGCAAGAACAGUUGUACUCACAUGGUGUCCUCCUUCAGCCACAAAUAAUGAUGAUGCUGAUAGCGAUAUUGUACCUGAACCAUGCAGCUUUGAAAUUGCUAUUUCUAGUAGUGGGAAGGAUGGGAAAUUCAAAGUUAUUUAUAUAGGAAAAGACGUGAAUGUCACAUUAAAGGACCUAAAACCAGCCACAGAGUACCAGGCCAGGGUGCAAGCAGUGUCUAACCUAAUAAGAGGGACUCCAUCGGAAUCAGAGAGUUUUACAACAUUGUGCAGUGAACCAGACACGCCAAUGCCACCUAGAAUAAUAAACAGGACCAAACAUUCCCUCAACCUACAGUGGAAGGCUACGUGUGACAAUGGUUCCAAAGUCAGCAAUUACAAUCUGGAAUGGGAUGAGGGGAAAGGGAACAGUGAAUUUUCCCAAUGCUAUUUUGGACCACAGAAACAAUUCAAAGUUGUUAAGCUAUCACCAGCCACAGGAUACAGAUUUAAGUUAGCGGCUAUGAAUGAACUUGGGAUGAGUGAUUUCAGUGAAGAGGUGCUUUUCUACACCACUGGCAGUGUCCCUUCAACACCGGCAAGUCCUCAGCUUGUUAAAGCAGGCAUCACAUGGUUGUCAUUACAUUGGAGCAAGCCGUCGGGAACCUUAUCUGAUGAGGGCAUUAGUUAUAUUUUAGAAAUGGAAGAUGAAACCUCAGGGUAUGGAUUUAAACCAAAAUAUGAUGGUGAGGAUCUUGCGUGUACAAUUAAAAACCUUAGAAGAAAAAGUACGUAUAAAUUUAGGGUAAUUGCAUACAAUUCAGAAGGGAAGAGCAACCCUGGUGAAGUCAUGGAGGUUACCACCUAUGCAGACAAACCUGGAUCACCAUCUAAACCUUCGGUGAAGGGGAAAAUUCAUGCUCAGAAUUUUAAAAUUAUAUGGGAUCCACCCAAGGACAAUGGAGGAUCAGCAAUCACAAAGUAUGUGGUUGAGAUGUCAGUUGGUGCAAAUGGAAACACAUGGAACGUGGUUUAUAAUGGAGCUACCAGAGAACAUGUGUGUGACCACCUUAAUCCUGGCUGUGUGUACCAGUUGAGAGUUUACUGCAUCAGUGAAGGAGGGCAGAGUCCGGUCUCAGAAACAUUACUAGUGCAGACACCAGCAGUUCCCCCUGGUCCUUGCCAACCACCAAGACUUGUCGGUAAAGCACGGGCAAGAGAAAUACAGUUACGAUGGGGCCAACCUCCUAUAAUUGGCGGUUCUCACAUAAUCGGUUAUAGACUGGAAAUGUCUGCAUCAGACCUGACUGAACCCAAGGAGGUGUACCAGGGACCUGACACAGAAUGUACAGUCUGCAGCCUACUUCCAGGGAAGAUAUACAGUUUUCGACUUCGGGCUGCAAACAAAGCAGGGUAUGGUCCUCAUUCAGAAAAAUGUGAAAUUUGUACAGCUGCAGGAUGUCCUGAUCAAUGCAAAGUUCCACAAGUUGUGUGUAAAACAGCCACCUGCGUACAUGUCAGCUGGACAACCCCAAAUGGUAAUGGUGCUGAUGUGACAGAAUACAGGCUGGAAUGGGGAGUUGUGGAAGGUGUCAUGCAAAUAUGUUAUUGUGGCCCUGGUCUAAAUUUUGAAGUGAAGGGGCUUUUGCCAGCCACUACAUACUUUUGUAGAGUGCAGGCAUUGAAUGUUGCUGGUGCAGGUCCUUUCAGUGAUGUGGUUUUGUGCAUGACUCCACCAUCUGUUCCAGCUGCUGUAAGUUUUCUGCAAAUGAUGGAUGAAGACAAACUUGAUACGCCACUUGACUCCCCUUCAACUUGUCUUGCCAUACAAUGGGAAGAGCCGCGCAAUAAUGGUUCUGAAAUCACAAGCUACAGUAUAGACUUUGGUGACAGGCAGCCAAUAACAGUAGACAGGACGAUUAACCAUAUCAUUCGAAAUCUGCAGCCAGAUACAACAUACAGAAUACGAGUACAGGCUGUAAACAGCAUUGGACCUGGUCCUUUCAGCCAUACCAUUAAAGCAAAAACAAAGCCACUGCCUCCAGAGCCACCUCGACUUGAAUGUGUAGCCUUUAGUUAUCAAACUCUGAAGCUGAAAUGGGGAGAGGGGACUGCAAAAGUUUUGGCAUCGGAUGCCAUUCAGUAUGUCUUGCAAAUGGAGGACAAGACCGGGAGGUAUUCAACGAUAUACAAAGGACCAUGUCACACACACAAAGUUCAAAGACUCAAUGAGUCAACAUGCUACAGAUUUAAAAUUCAGGCAUGUAAUGAAGCAGGUGAAGGACCCUUUUCUGACGUUUACACUUUCACAACUGCCAAAUCUCCCCCAUCUCCUGUUAAAGCUCCAAGAUUAAAGCAACUGAAGGAGAAUGUAUGUGAUCUCACAUGGGAACCUUUGCCAGCAAUGAAGGGGGAUCCAAUUGUUUACAAUGUUCAGGCCAUGGUUGGCAAAGACUCUGAAUUCAAACAGAAGAUUGUCCAUGUACUGUACCAAACAGUGCAGUCAGGAAAGCAUCUCCAGCCCUUCAGCCAGCCUCUGAUGAAAUAUUGACCGAGAAUUGUUAAAACUCUGGGGCAAGCAGGUCCAUCUGUAUUACUAGCCGUGAAAUAUGAAGCUGAAGUUAAAUUGGCAGUGUCAUUUAGAGUUCGAUGGACCAAAAUACAUUACUAAUAUCCAGUACGAUGAAAUAUUUGGCCCAGAGGUAGAGUUGCUACCAUGGUGCCAAAUGCCUCCAUGUUUUUUAUGUAAUUUAGUUCAAAAUCUCAAACUGUUCUGGUGGAAUCUGAAUGCAUGUUUUCUGGAUCACGAGUCCAAUAUCAUAACCUCUAGACACAUUAAUGGUGUUGACAGUGUUGUAAAGUAACACAGAAUAAGACCUUUGUGGUCAAGCAACCAUAAACUCAAAAUUGGACAUUGUAAAUUAACCCACAGAUGGAGAAAUCAGGCCUGACUGAACAUUAGCCAAACUAAAUUAAACAGCAGUCACCAGUUAUCAACUACUGAGAUCUCAGGGAAAUCAAGGUCAAAGAGGUCACAAAAUUCAGGGGCAACCAGUUAUAACCAGCCUGAGGGUUGUAUGUUGAAGUAUCAAUCAGACUUCCUGGCACCUUGACUUCCAGCCAAUACCUGAGUGCACUUUACACUUCCCACUUAGGGUAAUAGUGAAGAGUGCUGGCAAGACUCCAUUGAAUGCUUUAAACCCCAGUCAUGAUCCCAUUGGCCAAAGGCAGUAAGACAAGAGGCCGACUGUGUGGCAAUCCAGGUAGACCCGGGAGAAGAUCUGCCUUGAUAGAACUAUAGAGGCCACGUGUUGUGGCAAUUUGGGAAAUUCAGAUAAAGGAUAUUUUGUUAAUAAAAGCGAGUUGAUGCGCGAAUUGAAUUCUAUGUCAUUUUGUCUGCCUCACCAACAAGAGCACUUGGGUAAAGUGUUUUUAAUACAUAAACUGGUCGAAGUGUGCAAAGCACAGGCACUACUGGCAUCCCUGGGUGGCUUUGAUUAGAAGUGUUGUAUAAUCUCAAGUCGAACCCACUAACCUUGAGUUCUCUGAUAUUUAGCCUCAGCCUGAAUUCAGAGAGCAGUUGCCCCAAGUGAUGGCCAAGAUUCAAGUUGGUGAAAGAGGGUGAACAUUUCCAACUAAUGAUCAGACUAUUAACCAGAUGCCUGUCACGUGAGGAGAACGAACAGCCAGAGUUAGUACAGGGUUGGGGACCCAUGGAAAAGAAAAUCUUAACAUAGGCUGGUAUAGGGUUGGGGACCCACAGAAACAGGCAAGGAACCCGAAUACAGUGUCAGCAGACCCAUGAGUUGGUGAGAAGCCAUACAUUGGAGUCAGGGACCCAUGAGGAUACAGAAAAGCUAGAGUAGGUUUCAAGCUGAUAGUUGUUUUCUUUAAAUGCAUUUAAGCAAAAGAACAUACAAAGUUAACCAUAUUCUAUAUUUUACCAUCUCUAGUUUUUUUUUUUUAAAAGCUGUUUAAAUGGGGAUAUUUAUUAUAUUUACCCUUUAUAAUCAGGCCUCAGAAAUAUCUCAUUAAUGUUCAGAAAUGUGCAUUUCUGUUGGGUGAACAGCAUUACAUCAGUGUGAAUUGGACUUCAUAGGCACUCCAAAGACUGUAAAAGGAACAAUUUGCAUUUAUGUAAUGAUUUUGUCCCAAAGAGCUUUAAAGUUAAUGGUAACUAGUAGGAAAUAAAAUUACACUUGGAGUAAACUUAAUGUGCAGUCAUCGUCCUAAUCUAAGAAAUAAGACCGCUGAUUUACCUGUAGCAAGGUCCCAGAAACAACAGAUGUUGAUUGAGAGAUGAGACCAGACCAGAAUGCCCUCCUCCAAAAUAUUUCUACUUCCACUUGAAAGAAGGGCAGAGCCUUGGAUGACUGUCUCAUCCAAAAGUGACAUCUCCAGGAAGGAAAUUCAUGAGUACUGCAAUGGAGAUUCCACCUGAAUAGUGUGUUGAAGUCUUUGAAGUGGAAUUUGAAUCUCAAAUCUUCUGAUACAGAAGGAAAAAUGCUACAAUUGAGUCACAGCUAACAGCAUUACAGCUACAUAUUUGUGUCUACAGUAAAACUCUGCUACAUAUCCAUACGCUAUUGAUCCUCUAAGAAAUGUAGUUAAUUGAAUGGUAAUUGAAUACUGUAUCUUGUGAUUCCUUCAAAAUGCAAUUGGCUGACUAUUGACUUAGUUUCAGCUUGUGUUGUAAGUUUGUUGCAUUUGAAAAUCUCAUUUCAGCCAAGUUUUUUUUUUCCCCCAUCCACACUGCAUCAACUCUCCCUGCUGUCAUGUAUAUGAUUUUAUUUCCCACCAGCAACCAUACAGAACAGUAUCCAAAACAUCAGUGCCUUUUUGAAAGUUCAAACCUUAAAAAAGACAGUAAUCAUGGCAGUAUACUGAUUAUCAUGAUUGUAUGUUGUUUGUAUGAUGAGAGGACUUUAUCUCAAGCCUAGAAAACAUUGAGAGUUAAGUACAGGAGUGCUACAGUUCCCAUCCUCCUCCAGUCCAAAAUUUGAGAUGGUAUCUUUUCUUCAGUUGGCAGCUUUAUAAAAAAACUAUUAAUAAUUUGAUCAUUCAAAUGUGUAGUAUAGAGAUACAUGCAACAAAAUUGUUGAUUAUAGUAUUGCAUUUGUUUAAAAUUAGUGUUUAUUUAAUAUUUGUACAAAUCUCAGAAAAAUGACAAAACCACAAAUUAUGUGAAUCUAACUCAACAUGAAAGGAUGGCCUGAUGUCCUUCAGGCGAAUAACACUAGGACCAUGGUUACUAGUGUUUUUAGUAUGUCCACAUUGUGUCUGAUAUGUUUCUUUUGUAUCCAUUGAAAUGUAUAAUCUUAGAUAAGCAUUUCCCAGUGCCACACAAAAAAAAUUGUGCUUUUUUUUAAUACUGUGGAACAGGAAUACCAGUGAACAGUAAAUGUAUAUGUACACUUUGUAUAAAGACACUUUUCUUUAUAAUCUUGUCUUUUCUAAUUCAUUAAAUUAUGUACUGUACCUUUUAAGAUGUUUCAAUAUUUUUCUAAGCAACAAUAGCUUUUCAAAGAUUGUAAUGAUUCAGCUGCCACCAUUUAGACAAGUGGAAACACUGCCAUUCUGUGGAGUUAUAAACUGCAACUUUAGCCCAUGGUAUUCCAGGUUUUAGUUACUAAUCUCGGCAAAUCCAAAUGCUAAAAAGAACGGUAAAACUCAUCAUUGAAAUCCAGUAUCCAUCACGGCACUGGCUGUAGAAUGGCAGAGUCACCUACCAGCACUUACAAAUAAUGAGUAGUAUGAGCAGUGAAGCAUGUGGUGUGGGAUUAUACCUCAAUCACGAAAACGUUAGUAUGUAUUACAUGGUUGGUUAUUUUGGAUACGUUCUGUGAUUAAUAUUUCAUUGCUAAGAAAAUUAGUUAAGUAAUGAAAGCCAACCAUAUGAUAAGUCUGUUCCAGAGAUAGUAGGAUGCUGGAGAAUUUGAGAUAACAA